AUGGCCCCGUCUCUCGUCCGCCCCCAGGGCCACCUGUCACCGGCUCAGGCCCUUGAGCUGGCCCAGAAGGCGCCGACGAUUCUGCGAAACAACCCAAAGGCAUUUUCAUCGUCGCCGCUUCUAUCACUGUUCUCGGCAUCUGAGACGCCCGAACUGUGGACAAUCUACGAGAACCUCCUUCUGGCCUGCCUCCGGACGGGAGAUAGUCAAGCAGCGCACCAAUGCCUCGAAAGGCUGAUUAUCCGCUUUGGAGACGAAAACGAACGUAUCAUGGCUUUCAAGGGCUUGGUCAAAGAGGCGGAAGCCGACAACGAUGGAGAACUGGCACAGGUUCUCAUGGAAUACGAGACCAUACUUGGAGCAAACGCGACGAACAUUCCUGUUGCGAAACGUCGCAUUGCCCUCCUGAAGUCUACUGGAAAGAUAUCGGAAGCGGUCGCGGCACUCAACUCCCUCGUUGACUUCAAUCCCACGGAUGCAGAGGCGUGGGCAGAGCUUGCCGACUUGUAUCUGUCGCAGGGCCUCUACUCGCAGGCCAUAUUUGCGCUUGAGGAGGUCCUCGUUCUGACUCCGAAUGCAUGGAACAUACACGCGCGGCUGGGCGAAGUAUUGUACAUGGCAGCCUCGACUUCUGAAGGAUCCUCGCUGCAGCAUUUGACCGAGUCUGUAAAGAGAUUCAGUCGAAGCAUCGAGCUUUGUGACGACUACCUCAGGGGUUACUACGGACUGAAACUAGUUACGAACAAACUGAUCAAGGAGCCCUCAAAGCCAUCAAAGCAACCGGAGCUGGAGGAGUGGAGCCUUCCCGACGUCACCACGCUACAGAAUCUCAAUGAGCUGGCGACAAAAAAGUUGGCGGAAAUUGUACGCCGUAACGGAGCGCAGGAGAGGCUCUGGCAGGGCUAUGACGAAUCGGAAGUGGCAGCGGCGCGAGAUUUACUGUCAAAGGAGUCGGCCGAGCUUGUGAGAUGA
This is a messenger RNA of Colletotrichum higginsianum IMI 349063, 972 nucleotides long. RefSeq names its product Tetratricopeptide. The transcript has 4 exons. Gene Ontology annotation, biological process: protein folding in endoplasmic reticulum. Gene Ontology annotation, cellular component: EMC complex. NCBI's taxonomy places the organism in Eukaryota, Fungi, Ascomycota, Sordariomycetes, Glomerellales, Glomerellaceae. The coding region runs from base 1 to 972 and encodes 323 amino acids. Gene Ontology annotation, molecular function: protein binding. The record is from RefSeq and is a predicted model, not a curated record.